AUGAUCAUCUUCUAGCCUUGUGUAAGUUAAUGGCUUUUAGUUGCAGAAUAUUAUUGUUAGAAUCAAAAAUUUUAGAAUCUAGUAAAUGUAGGGGGUUUCAACUUCCCUUCGCAACCAAAAACUGCCUAUUUUAUUGAUUGUAUCAUUCCAACCAUAAUCAGUUUAAUAACUUUAAAUUCUUAAAAUCCAAUACUCAUAAGUGAAAAUGAAAUAGAGUUUAUUAAUCAAGAUUAAAUAACACUUGAUUUAUAUUUUUAAGAUAUAUGGAUAGAUGGAAAUAUAAAAAUAAAAAUUGGGAAUGAAAUUUUUACAGUUUAGUAUUCUUCACCUUAAUAAUAUCCAAUAGCUAGUGGAUUUUGUGAUAAUUUAAAAACUGAAAUUAAGACUGUAAGUUUUACACUCUCAUCUUCAUAAAAAAGUAAAAUGGAAUUGUAAAUGACAAAUACAAACAACAAUGGAAAAGUUUCAAUAAAAAAUUUGUAAAUAUCUAGACUAUAAUGCUAUCCUUUAUGUAUAUCUUGUACAGGGGCAGCGCAUAACUAAUGUACAAGCUGUUAGAGUGGAUCACCUGAAAAUAAUAGAUGUCCCAUGUGUCCAGCAAAUUAAGUAUUCAUGCCAAAUAUAGGUUGUACACAAUAUUGCCAUUUUGAUUACCGCUAAACUUAUGAGAAGAUCUGUGUAUAUUUUAAAAGUAAUUAUUUCUUUAAUUCUAGCAAGCACUAUUUAUGUUGAAUAGUUAUAUCCAAAUGAAAAGAGAUUUACAACAAUGAUUGCUGAUAUUAUAGCCAAACCAUUAUUUGAUUAAGUAUAAGCAUCAUAAUAGCAUGGUAUUUACAUUAAGAAUUCUGGAUUCAUUAGGUUUAUUUAUUUAUCCUCUUUUGAUUAAGGAAUAUUAUUGCUAGGAAUACAACUAACUUUUACAUUAUAUGAUUCAAUUCCGGUUGGAGGUAAAAUAGAGUUUAAAAUUAAUGGUACUUACUUUGGAUCAAUAUAUUAAACUGAUUAAGGUACGUAAUUUCAUAGGGUUUCAAUGUAUCAAUAAGAGUAAUUUAAUUGUAUCGAUUAUUGGACAACUUGCUAGACUUUGGGAGUAUUUAUGUUUGUUGAUAUACCAAAAUAUUCUUUUUCAUUGACAGUAUUUGGAAAUUAUCAGUAUAUAUUAAAUUUUUAAUAGAAAUUCUAACGCUGCUUGGAGUCUAAGAGAAUUAAAGAUUUCAUCUGGAUAAUGUUAAGAUAAUUGCAAAUAUUGUGAAUUACCUUAUAUAUGCUAAAUUUGUGAUGAAGGAUUAUAUGUAUCAAGUGAUGGUAAUUGUGUAAAAUGUGAAGAAUAUUACCAAGUAAUAAAUGGAAAUUCUUGCAUUGACUAUGAUAAUGAAACCCCAUGUAUUUAUUAUUUUGAUAAACUAUUAGAUUCAUAAUUUUUAAUAAAAAAUGAGUAUUUUAGUAAAAUAAAUGAUCCAUCCUAAUCCUCUUAAUAUGUUCUUGUUUCAUAAGAAUCUAUAAAUUUUUUAAAAGGAUCAAAUAUAUUUUAUUCUAUUUGGUAAGGAAAAUAAAUUUUUGGUGGAUAAUAUAUUUGGAGUUAAGCAAAAUUUUAAAUAACUCAUUAGAUAUAAAAACCACAUCACAGUGUUACUAUAGUAUUUUAUAUUUUAUAUGGUCCCAAUUUCCCUUUGGAUAGUUAAUUUAUUUAUACUUUAGAAAGUAAUGAGCCUAUAAUAAAAUCCAGAGCAAGUGCAACUUUAUCAUUUUCUGAUGCAACUGUUUCAGAAAAAGUGAUAUUGACUAAAAAACAUUCUUCUGAUACUUUAACCCUUUAUUGGGAAUGUAAAGGUAGUAACAAUAAUCCAGAAAGUGCAUAUUGUGGAAUAUACGGAUAUAAUGUUGUCGUUCAUUAUUGCUCACCUUAUUGUUUAGAGUGUUUAAAUGAAAUUACUUGUACUAAAUGGGAUAAUUCUGUUGAUGUGAAAUUUCAUUAAUAAGAAGGAUGCUUAACAAAAUCAUAUUAUAAUAAAUAAGAAUAACAAUGUUUAUCUUGUCCUGAAACUUGUCGGACAUGUACAUCUGAAUUUAUUUGUUAAUCAUGUGAAUUAACACUUACUCUUAUAAAAAAAAGAUGUAGUUGCUUAAUGAAUUAGUAUUUUGCAAAUAAUUAAUGUUAUGAAUGUCCAAUAGGAUGCAAUCAAUGUGUUAAUGACUAAGUUUGUGUAGAAUGUUUGACUGCAGAUAACAGAGAAUUAAUAAAUGGAAAAUGUGAGUGUUUAGCAGGAUAUUAUUCUAUUAAUUCUAAUCCAGUCUGUUAAAAAUGUCAUAGUUAAUAAACUUGUAAUUGUUAAUUUGGUACCAGUUAUGAUUCAACUUCAAAUUCAUGUAAGGCUUGUCAUUCUACAUGUGAAAGUUGCUUUAGAUUAAGCAUUGAUGGAUGCUUAACUUGUAACAUAAACAACAAACGAAUAUUAAAAGGAUUAAAAUGUGUUUGUAUGCCAGGUUAUUAUGAAUUAAAUGGUGUUUGUUAAAGUAAUUCUUAAAUAUAUAUCAUAGGUUGUCCUACCAUAGAAAACACAUCAUUAGUACAAUGUUACAAAAUAUGUGAUGCAGGUAUGUCAAUUUGGCAUACACAAAUUUGUACAAAAUGCGAUCUUGGAUUUCAACUUGUUUAUGGACAAUGUAUGCCAAAAUGUGGGGAUUUCUUAGUCGAAGGAUAUGAAUAAUGCGAGGAUGGAAAUAAUGAUUUAAACGAUUUAUGCUUUAAUUGUUAGUAUUAAUGUCCUAGUGAUUGUACAACUUGUACUUCAACAACCACAUUACCAUGUUAAGGCUAUUGCGGAGAUGGGAUUGUUAAUGGAACUGAAGAAUGCGAUGAUGGGAAUUAGAUUUAAUUUGAUGGAUGUCAUAAUUGUAAAUUUUAAUGUUCUUCAAAUUGUAUAAAUUGUGUUAAAGGAAAAUGUACACAUUGUGUCACUAAAAAAUAUACUACAAGUUUUACUAUGUCUUCAGAAAAUUGUUUAUUACAAUGUGGAUUUGGAGAUUUAAUUCAAAGCGAUUCAUGCAUUAAUGAUACUUCAAAUGACAUUGACUAGUGUUAGAAUUGUAGAUUUAAUUGCAGAAGUAAUUGUUCUAAUUGUGAUUACAAAACUGGAACAUGUCUACAAUGUGAUCUCCCAGGAUUUAAACCCUAUUCUAAUAGUUGCAAAAAUAUUUGUGGAAAUAAUAUAAUUGAUUAAGAUCCUACUAACUUUUUUACUGAGAAUUGUGAUGAUAGUAAUAUUAUCAAUGGAGAUCUUUGCAGUAGUGUAUGUAAGAUAGAAUGCUAAGAUCCAGAAAUUUGUACCGACUGUAGAAAUACCAGAUGUUAUGCUUGUGGAAUAGGAUACUAUCUGAAUGAUUAGUAUUCAUGUUAUUCUAAAUGUGGAGAUGUUAUUGUAGCAAAAGAUGAGAUAUGUGAUAUUGCUUUACCAUAUAGAGGCUGCUUGAAUUGUAAACCAAAAUGUUAAAAUUCAUGCUUAAAUUGUUCUACUUUAGGCAAAGGUUGUUUAGAAUGUUAAUAAGGUUAUCAAAAUAUAGAUAACAUGUGUAAAACUAUUUGUGGAGAUGGUUUUGUUACUGCUGAUGAAUAAUGUGAUGAUGGCAAUUUAAUAUUUGAUGAUGGAUGUCAUCAAUGUUUAAAAACUUGCACUAUUGGUUGUUCUGUUUGUGAUUUUGGAGUUUGCUUAGAUUGUUAUGAAGGCUUCCAAUUUGUUAAGAAUUAAUGCAUUAAAAUUAAUGAAAAAUAUCAUGAUCCUAGAUGUGAUUCCAAUUGUUUAAAUUGCAGUAUCGAAGGACAUGGAUGUUUGUAAUGUAAAAUUGGAUUCGAUAAAAUUGACAAUAAAUGCCAUUCCAUUUGUGGAGAUUAGUAAGUAGUUGAACCUGAACAAUGUGAUGAUGAAGAUCUUGAUUUUAAUGAUGGAUGUCAUCAAUGCUUAUAUGAUUGCCCUAUUUCAUGUGAAUAAAAUUUUUGUUAUUUGGGUUUAUGCUAUGGAUGUAAAAAAGGAUUUUUAUAUCAUAAGAAUAACUGUUAUUCAAAUAUAGAAAAUGAUUAUUUAGCCGAACCACCAAAAUUUUAUUAUUCUGAUUUAGUUAUCAAUUAAUCUUUUUCUUCAUAAAUUUUGUUAACCAAAAAAAUUGAAGUAAAAUGCUCUGAAUUUCCAGAUAAAUAAGUAUUUUAUAUGAAAGGUUAAUACGCAGAAUCUGCGUUUAUUAAUUAAACAUUUUUUAAUCUUGAAGUUGAUUUAAGCUGCUCUUAAAAUUAGAAUUUGAAUAUUCAAUUGAAUAAUUUUGAUUAUGAAUAAGGUUUUGAUAAAUAAUCUGUAAUAUUCGGAUAUUAAUGUCACAAUACUUUUAAUCAUGCAAUAAAACUUCAAUUCAGAAUAAAUAGAAUAGAUGAAGAAAUAAAAAGAAAAGAUGAAAUAUUGGUAAUAAUAAUCACCGAAAAUUAAUUCAAAUUAUCAUUGAUAGUGAGGGACUUUUUACAAAAUCUUUUCUCAUUUAAAUUUUUAGAUUCUUGA
Messenger RNA from Paramecium pentaurelia, 4541 nucleotides. NCBI's taxonomy places the organism in Eukaryota, Ciliophora, Oligohymenophorea, Peniculida, Parameciidae. The record is from the annotation of a GenBank genome assembly.